Morus notabilis is the source of this 2972-nucleotide messenger RNA. RefSeq names its product probable helicase MAGATAMA 3. NCBI's taxonomy places the organism in Eukaryota, Viridiplantae, Streptophyta, Magnoliopsida, Rosales, Moraceae. The transcript has 10 exons. The record is from RefSeq and is a predicted model, not a curated record. Bases 355 to 2448 code for a protein of 697 amino acids. Gene Ontology annotation, molecular function: helicase activity.
UGACAAAGCGGGUAACAGAAAAAGCAAAAGAUUCUUUUGAAUUUAGAAAAUAUGGUCUUGGAGACAUAGUUUUGUUUGGGAACAGGAAACGAAUGAAGAUUGAUGAUUACGAUGACCUUUACGAUGUAUUUCUCGAUCAUCAUGUGGAUAUGCUUCAAAAGUGUUUAAGUCCAAAAUCUGGAUGGGAAGAUUCCUUACAUGCCAUGAUCGGUUUACUUAAGGAACCUGAAAAGCAGUAUAGUUUAUACUUGAAAAGUAUAGAAGGGAAAGAGAUUGAGAAGUUUGAUAGUAAUGGCCAUGCAGAACAGCAUGAUCUGAAACUAGAAAAUGAAGACAUAAUAAGAUUUCAAGAAAAUGGUUAUGAUAGUGAGAAAAUUUUUAAAAGACAAGAAUAGCAAGAGAGGAUGGAGGCGGUUUCUUGUCGAGGCCUUAAAAGAAAACAUGAACAAGAAUAAACCGAAGGAUCAUAUGCUACCUUUGCGAAAAGAAAAGAAAUCUGAUGGGAAACAUACAGAGGAGGAAAAAUUACCUAUUAGUCCUUUGACUUUUGGGGAGUUUGUGAAGAAGAUGUUUGGUUAUAUCAAAGAAUGGCUAUAUUUUUUUACCGUGAAUUUGCAUACACACUUACCAGCAUCUGUUAUUUCGCUAGAAGACGUUAAGAAUAUGUUUGCAGCGGUUGAUUCUCUCAAAUCUUUUCAGCCAUUGUUGCAUGAUGUUCCAAAUGAAGACUUAAAGGAAGCCUACAGUAGAGGCAGUUGCUUUACAAGAUUUAACGUUGCAAGAGUAAACAGCCUUUUUCUUCUGGAAUCACUCCCUUCCAAGUUUUCUGUUCCGUAUUCUCCUAAUAGAAGGCUGAUAAAAGAAUUCUGCUUGGAAAAAGCAUGCCUCAUUUUCUGCACUACUUCAGGUUCUGCCAAAUUGAACAUUGUAGAUAUGCCACCUUUGGAACUUUUGGUCAUAGAUGAAGCUGCUCAGCUUAAAGAAUGUGAAUCAACUAUUCCUUUACAACUUCCCGGGAUCCGUCAUGCUAUACUUGUAGGAGAUGAGCGGCAACUGCCCUCAAUGGUCAAGAGUCAGAUUUCUGAAGGCGUGUAUUUUGGAAGAAGUUUGUUUGAGAGGUUGGCAUUUCUGGAACACAAGAAAUACCUCCUCAAUGUUCAGUACAGGAUGCAUCUGUCCAUAAGCUUAUUUCCAAAUAGAGAGUUCUACGGCAACCAGAUAUUGGACGGUCAGAAUGUUAAGGCUAGAAGUUCUAAUAGGCGUUUCCUUAGCGGAAAGUUGUACAAUUCAUACUCUUUCAUAGAUGUGUCACAUGGAAAGGAGGAAUUUGAUGACAAGCGUAGUCGAAAAAACAGAGUCGAGGUUUCUGUGGUCUCUGAGAUAGUUGCAAGUCUUCACAAAGAAUUUACUCUCACAAGGAAGAAGGUUCGAGUAGGUGUGAUAUCGCCAUACAAGGCACAAGUUCACGCGAUUGCUGAGAAAAUUAAAGAAUAUACUUCACAUGCUCAAAGUGACUUCUUUGUAAGUGUUCGCACAGUUGAUGGAUUUCAAGGUGGAGAGGAGGAUGUAAUAAUCAUCUCUACUGUCAGGUGUAAUGGGAUUGGCUCAGUGAGUUUUCUUUCCAGUCGCCAAAGAGGAAAUGUGGCGUUAACUCGGGCAAGAUAUUGCCUUUGGAUUGUGGGGAGUGGAUCAACGUUAAGUAAUAGUGGCACUUUUUGGAAGAAGUUAGUUGCCGAUGCUAAGGAGCGAGGGUGUUUCCAUAGUGCUCUUGAGGACAAGAUCUUGGCAUGUGCUAUUACAUUUGCUUUGCUUGAGCUCAACCAAGUCUCAAUGUUACGUAAUCUAGAUUCACUUCUGUUUAGGGAGUCAAAAUGGAAGGUAUGCUUCACCGAUGCCUUUUGGGGAUCAAUGACAAGAUUUAAAAGCAAUACAUUCUGCAAGAGAGUAUUUGCUCUGUUGGAGAAGCUUUCGAGUGGAUGGCGUCAACAACACAUUGGAGGCAACCAUGUUGUCCAUGGUGGAAUUUCCUCUCAAUUUGUAGAGUACUACGUGGUUAACACACAGUCGUACCUUGUUUGGACUGUUGAUAUUCUGAAAGAAAAUUCGCAUUAUAUUCAGGUUUUAAAGGUUUGGGACAUUUUGCCACAAUCUGAUGUACCGGAACUAUCAAACCGGCUUGAUGUUUUAUAUGGAAGUUAUUCAGUGAAAAAGAUGAGUCACUGCAAGUACAUAUGCUAUGAUGGGGAUUCACUCGUUCCAAUGAGAUGGCCAAUAGACUCUGGUUAUCAAGAAACUGAUCCUGGCAAGUUAUUAUCUAAACCAGUGCCUUCAUCAAGUCCAAUGGAUAAGCCAGAAUCACCGUCAACCAAUGACCGUUAUUGUCAGAAUCCGUGGGAUUAUUCAGUCCUAAGGAUGAGCCAGAAACAUCAUCAUCAACAACUAAUCUGAAUUUGAUUGUUUCAAGUUGCGUUGAAGAUGAUCCUAUUGAGUUAUUGUCAAAAUCAUUUGCUUUAGUUAGUCUAAGGGAUAAAUCUGAAGUAUCAUCAACAACUAGGAGAGGAACUUGAUCGUUCCAAUGAGAUGUUCCAUGGACACAAGUGACCAGUGAAGCUGAUCCUACUGACUUAUUGUCGUGAUUACUGGAUUCGCUCGACCUAAGCCGAUCCUAAGGAAGUAUCAAAUGAAAAAUAAUGGUGCAUUCUAGAUUCAAAUUAUUAGCGGAAGAAAUCAAUUUUUUUUGUGCUGCGAGAUGACUUCAAAUUGAGAGAAAGGAGAAGACUGCAUUGUGGUCACUCAAGCAUUAGGCUCAACUGCUUGUAUAUUUCCGUAUAGAUAUAAUUGUUGCUGGUUACUAAUCUCCGAUUAGGGUCGAAUCACUUACCUACUUUCUUUCAUAGAAUAUGCAUAGAUUGUAAAUUUUUAAGGGAAAUUUUCCCUUCCAUUUUCUUUAUUUUUCGAAUGGGGAUGGAUGA